Aspergillus tubingensis is the source of this 1887-nucleotide messenger RNA. Its product is annotated as putative MFS peptide transporter. Gene Ontology annotation, biological process: transmembrane transport; oligopeptide transport. Gene Ontology annotation, cellular component: membrane. NCBI's taxonomy places the organism in Eukaryota, Fungi, Ascomycota, Eurotiomycetes, Eurotiales, Aspergillaceae. The transcript is spliced from 6 exons. The coding region runs from base 1 to 1887 and encodes 628 amino acids. The record is from RefSeq and is a predicted model, not a curated record. Gene Ontology annotation, molecular function: dipeptide transmembrane transporter activity.
AUGAACCCCUCAGACACUGCUGAAGUGGCAGAGAUUGCGAAGUCUGCAGCCUUUGCUCAUGAUGCGCAUCCAGACGAGAAGAGGGAUCGAAUCUCAGCUGAGCUACGUCCCGCCACCUCACCUGAGAUCGAGGUGGUUCGUGAAACCGCUGAGAAAGGUGGGUUCAGUUCGUCGGCCGCAUAUGAAGACGAUGCAGCUCUACAGAAAGACUUCCCUUCUCCGGAUGAGCUGAGGACUCUACGUCGCGUCUCCGGCAAGAUCCCCUGGACAGCCUAUACUGUAGCCUUUGUGGAAUUGUGCGAGCGCUUUUCCUAUUAUGGAACUACAGCAGUUUUCGUCAACUUCAUCCAACGUCCGCUUCCUGAAGGUUCAUCAACCGGUGCGACUCAUGGUCUAGACAAUCUGGUACCCGGUGCUUUGGGCAUGGGACAGCAAGCUUCCACUGGACUGACCUUAUUCAAUUCUUUCUGGUCUUAUAUCAUGCCCCUCAUGGGCGCCUUCAUGGCCGACCAGUACUGGGGUCGCUUCCGCACCAUCAUGUUCUCGAUCGGAGUCGCUUUGCUGGGACAUACAAUCCUCGUCAUCUCAGCCAUCCCGCCGGUUAUCAAUAAUCCACACGGUGCAAUUGCUUGCUUCUCAAUCGGUCUGGUUAUCAUGGGAGUGGGAACUGGUGGUUUCAAGUCAAAUAUCUCACCAUUGAUCGCGGAGCAAUAUCGGGAGAGCAGGCCGUACAUCAAGACCCUCCCCUCAGGAGAACGCGUCAUUGUCGACCAUGCUGCCACCAUCGCGCGCAUCUACCUGUAUUUCUACAUGAUGAUUAACAUCGGCUCCAUCCUAGGACAAGUCAGCAUGGUGUAUGCGGAGCGCUACGUUGGCUUCUGGCUCUCAUAUCUCCUGCCCACCAUCAUGUUCACUUUCUGCCCUACAGUGUUGUUCAUCUGCCGCAACAAGUACUAUCUGGUCAAGCCAACUGGGUCUGUGUACCUGCAGGCUUUCAGGCUGUGGAAGCUGGCGAUGGAGGGGCGCUGGUCGCUGAAUCCUGCAAAGAUGUUCACAAAGAACCCUACCCCCUUUUGGGAUUCGGUCAAACCCAGUGCUUUGGGUGCCAGUCGUCCCCAAUGGAUGACCUUCGAUGAUGAAUGGGUAGAUGAGGUAGCUCGUGGUCUGAAAGCAUGCAAGGUGUUUCUGUGGUAUCCUUUGUAUUGGCUGGCCUACAACCAAAUGUUGAACAACCUGACCUCUCAGGCGGCCACCAUGCGUCUAGGCGGUGUCCCCAACGACAUCAUCAACAACCUCAACCCGCUCUCACUCAUCAUCUUCAUCCCCAUCAUGGACCAGCUAGUAUACCCAUUCCUCCGAAAAGUCGGCAUUCAAUUUACCCCUCUGAAGCGCAUCACAGCUGGCUUCAUCGCCGCCGGUUUAUCCAUGAUCGCCGCCACCGUCACCCAAUACUACAUCUACCAGAAAGGUGAAUGCGGAAAACAAGCCAACUACUGCCUGGAUGAAUACAACUCGCACUCGCCCAUAUCCGUUUGGGUUCAAGCGCUGGUCUACAUCCUAGGCGGCAUUUCCGAGAUCUUCGCAUCCGUAACCUCACUCGAAUACGCCUUCACCAAAGCACCGCGCAACAUGCGCUCCCUCGUGCAAGCCGUGGCUUUAUUCAUGAACGCAUUCUCGUCUGCCAUCGGACAAGCACUCGUGGGACUAUCGAAUGACCCGCUCCUGGUGUGGAACUAUGCUGUCGUAGCGAUUCUGGCAUUUGUAGGCGCUGCAGGAUUCUGGUUGACGAACUAUAAGCUCGAUCGUCAAGAGGAUGAGUUGAACCAUCUGCCACAGAGUCACUAUGAAGGUCGCCCAGAGGGACAUGCUGAUGAAGAGCAGCGAUAG